AUGAGGAUAGAGACCAAAACCAGGGUCGAAAUCGCAGUGAGGACAGGGAUCGGGAUCGGGAUCGGGAUCGGGAUCGGGAUCGGGACUGCGACCGGGACCGGGACCGGGACCGGCGCCGGCGCCGGCAGCAGCCGCACGAGCCCCGCCGCGCGCGCGCGCGCCUUUCGCAGAGCGUCUGAGUCUCGGCCCCGCCCUUUCGUCCCUCCCCUCAGCCAAUGGGCAGCGUCGUGCGAGGGUCCUGCGGCGCUGAUUGGCUGCGGCGCGGUUGCUAGGGGAAGCGGCAGCGCGGGCAGCAUGGCGGACCCGGAGCCGGGCGCGGCGCUGGGCAUCGGCCCCGGCGUGCUGCUGCUGCAGCUGCUCUGGGCGCUGGCGCUGCUGCUCUGCCUGGCGCUGUCCCGCGCGGCCGGCCGGGCUCGGUUCGCCGUGGUGCCGGUGGCGCUGGGAGCUGCCGUCCUCAGCGCCGCGCUGCUGCUCUUUCCGCGGGAGGACGGGAGCCCGGCCGCAGCCGCCGCCGAGGAGAUCGUGGACACCUUCUUCCUGGGGCGCCUGGUGCUGCUGGCCGCGAUGAUCCUGCUGGCGCUGGGCUGCCUCUUCCUGCUGCUCCUCUACCACCUCCUGGAGCCAGUCUAUGCCAAGCCUCUGCGCGGCAGCUAG
Dryobates pubescens (Downy woodpecker) is the source of this 654-nucleotide messenger RNA. It is a transcript of the gene TMEM218, whose product is annotated as transmembrane protein 218. The transcript has 3 exons. NCBI's taxonomy places the organism in Eukaryota, Metazoa, Chordata, Aves, Piciformes, Picidae. Bases 1 to 654 code for a protein of 217 amino acids. The record is from RefSeq and is a predicted model, not a curated record.